UCAAGAACAUUAAUGAAGAUUCUUCUAGCAUAUUGCUGAUUAAUAAGUUAAAGGGUAUUUUCCGAUAUACGACUGCGAAUAAAGUUCACCUAGCAAAUCACUGGUAAUAGUCCACAUCAUUCAGAAUUAGACUCCGUAUCAGGCAUGCGCAUCAGAUAAGAUCACUACGUGUCCCCGACACCAGCAUGCAGGAAUCAAAAUUAUCGGGCGAAAAGAAAAAAGUGAUUUUUAAUGCCGUAGACUCCUACGAAAUGUUUCUCGACAUGGAUGGCCCAAACCCCAUAAAUUUUAACAAAAUUUUUAUACUUUUCCUCAUCCCUUAAUCCGUGCUGUGGGUAGAAAGAUGCCUGCUGCGUAUCUCUAUUUUCGAAUCCCAAUGGUCAAAUACCAUCCAUACAAGCAUACUUUCAUGUGCUUUUAUAAUAAUGGAUGAUCCCGUCCCAAGAGCUGCCAUGACGUUCUGUUGUUCCGUGUUUUGAUUUACUGAUGCUUCUUGCUCCAUUCUCGAUAUCUUCCUCAGCGUAUUGAUAAUGCCAUCGCUGGUGGCCGCGGCGUCUGCUCCGGCGGGAUAUGUUGUGGAUUUUGCCAAUCCGGCGAGGAAGGGGGAUCUAUCGGGCUAUUGGGUUUUUGGCGUGGGCAUGGUGUUGAGUUUUUCGUUUUUGUGUAUGAGGGUUUAUACCAAGGUGGUUGUUGCGAGGAACUUUGCUAUUGAGGAUGGUAGGUCAUCUUUCGCUGGAAACAUGUAUGGAUGGGAUUUGCUAACGUCUUUGGUGAAUGUAGUUUGUUUGAUUUUGGCUUGGGUAAGUCACUUACUUGGCUUGAGUUACUUGGGAUCGCGUUGUAUUGAUUGAUGGAAUAGCUUGCCGGGGUAAGUGUGCAGGCUCUUCUCGUUUGUAAGUUGAGAACCUGUUGUGAGAAAUAAAGCUAAUAGGAUAUAGUCAUGUGGCUGAACAAAGCUAUUGGAGUACAUAUAUACGAAAUGCCAGUAGAAGUAUUUAAUUUAUACACCAAAGUAAGUUCUCAUCACUACUCACCACUCUCCAAUCCAUCUGACAACUUUGAUAUAGAUUAUUAUGAGCGCCUUUGUAAUAUACGUAGCUUGUCUCGGCCUAUCCAAAAUUUCCCUCCUCCUCUUUUACAACCGAUUAUCACCCGUACGAUGGUUUCGCACAGCCGUUUACUUCCUCAUGUUUAUUGUAUUCGCCUAUAGCAUCGCCUUCAUCUUCGCACUUAUUUUCCCAUGCAGGCCUGUGGCAAGAAAUUGGGAUAUUCGCAUUAAAGAUGGAGAAUGUAUUAAUCGCGCAGCGAUAUAUACUGCUGGCGCGGCCGUGAAUAUAACUACCGAUAUUGCACUUCUCGCCUUACCCAUUCCAAUGAUUGUGGAUUUGCAGAUGCCCAAGAUACAGAAGGCGGGGUUGAUUUUUAUCUUUAUGGUUGGUUCAAUGUAGGUGGAUGGUUUCUUCACUUGAACUGAUUUCUAAUAUGAGAGGUAGUGCUGAUGUUUGAUGAUGCAGGACAUGUGUAACGAGUAUAAUUCGUUUAAAGGUCAUAUUACCUCUCCUUGUAGAUAACGAUGAAACAUGGGAAGUUUCCGUUCCAUGCAUAUGGACGUAAGUAUCUUUCUCCAGUUCAUCAACCCAAAAUCAAAAUCAACCUUGCGAACAUACUAAUCCUAAUCUCACCCCAACAGUAUCGUAGAAGCCAACCUGGUAAUAAUCUGCGGUUCCUUCCCUAUCACGCGCCAAUUCUUAAAACAUGUCGUCCCUCGGUGGAUAGGCGAGUCAUCAUCCCCUGCAGCAAACUCCAGAUACCGCAGCAGACAUCCAUAUGAUCUCGAAACCAUCGGACACCGAUCACCAAAGAAGAAGCGUUCACGAUACGGCAUGGAAUCAUUGGACGAUGGAGAUAAUGAUAAUGAUUUAGAGCUAGAUGGAAGGUUUGCGGAACAUAAAGUUGAGAUUCAAGCGACGGGAGGGGAGAGAAGUGGGGAUAUUGGAGAAGAGGUAGAGGAUGCGGGAAGCGAAACGGGAAUUGUGAAGACGAAUGUUACGAAAGUGACGUUUUCGAAGAGAGAAACAUGGGAAGACAAGGACUCGCUUGCGUCAUGAAGCAAGCGAGGGGCGAAAUGUUUCUUUGGUGCAACUUAUGUACUCGAGUAACAACAAUUACAAUUAUGGUUUCUGGGUAUAGACUAGACGAUAAUCUAGGAAAAUAGAUGGCUGGAUGGUAGGGUAAUUAAUUCAUUGUCCAUGUCCAUGUCCGUGUCAGUGUCAAUAUGGCAUCGCAAUGUUAUUUACAAAAUUAUUUCAGGGAAACUCAGUGAUUAAGAUUCAAGUAGAAGUUUUUCUCCCCCUCUUCCAGCUUCUUCUGGUGUUCAGUAUUUCCAUAUCUAAGGUUAGAUUAGAUAGGUUAAGUCUUGCAACGGAAAAGUUAAGUCACCAUAAUUAUAAUAUAACCUUAUAAUUUUCACACUUACAUUUACAUUUAGAUCUACAUCUUCAAAGCCAAUUCAAUGCAAUUCAACACAGUUAUUUCUUAUUUUUUGCAAAUAAAUAAAU
This is a messenger RNA of Sclerotinia trifoliorum, 2558 nucleotides long. Lineage: Eukaryota; Fungi; Ascomycota; Leotiomycetes; Helotiales; Sclerotiniaceae. The record is from the annotation of a GenBank genome assembly.